Cebus imitator (Panamanian white-faced capuchin) is the source of this 1601-nucleotide messenger RNA. RefSeq names its product exosome component 9 (gene EXOSC9). The coding region runs from base 127 to 1437 and encodes 436 amino acids. The record is from RefSeq and is a predicted model, not a curated record. Gene Ontology annotation, cellular component: cytoplasmic exosome (RNase complex); nuclear exosome (RNase complex). Gene Ontology annotation, biological process: nuclear polyadenylation-dependent rRNA catabolic process; U4 snRNA 3'-end processing; exonucleolytic trimming to generate mature 3'-end of 5.8S rRNA from tricistronic rRNA transcript (SSU-rRNA, 5.8S rRNA, LSU-rRNA). Lineage: Eukaryota; Metazoa; Chordata; Mammalia; Primates; Cebidae. The transcript is spliced from 12 exons.
CAUUUUCCUCCGCCGCGCUUCGAUGACGUAAAUUUUCUGCGGCGCGGGACCAGCAGCGGCGCCUCAGGAGUUAGGUUCCGUUUUCGUCUGGAAUUUUGGUGCCGGUGUGGCCCGUGACCCAACACCAUGAAGGAAACGCCACUUUCAAACUGCGAGCGCCGCUUCCUACUCCGUGCCAUCGAAGAGAGGAAGCGGCUGGAUGGCAGACAAACCUAUGAUUAUAGGAACAUCAGGAUCUCAUUUGGAACCGAUUAUGGAUGCUGCAUUGUGGAACUUGGAAAAACAAGAGUUCUUGGACAGGUUUCCUGUGAACUUGUGGCUCCAAAACUCAAUAGGGCAACAGAAGGUAUUCUUUUUUUUAACCUUGAACUCUCUCAGAUGGCUGCUCCAGCUUUUGAACCUGGCAGGUACUUAAAUCUUUUUCUUAAGCUACUUUAUAUUUCAGAUGUUUGGCUUAAAAUUUCUAAAAUGAUUUAUUUGUUUAAAAUUCACUUUCAGGUUUGGCAAAUACGUGUAGACCUACAUUUAUUAAAUCAUGAUGGAAAUAUUAUUGAUGCUGCCAGCAUUGCUGCAGUCGUGGCCUUAUGUCACUUCCGAAGACCUGAUGUCUCUGUCCAAGGAGAUGAAGUAACACUGUAUACACCUGAAGAGCGUGAUCCUGUACCAUUAAGUAUCCACCACAUGCCCAUUUGUGUCAGUUUUGCCUUUUUCCAGCAAGGAACAUAUUUAUUGGUGGAUCCCAAUGAACGAGAAGAACGUGUGAUGGAUGGCUUGCUGGUGAUUGCCAUGAACAAACAUCGAGAGAUUUGUACUAUCCAAUCCAGUGGUGGGAUAAUGCUACUAAAAGAUCAAGUUUUGAGAUGCAGUAAAAUUGCUGGUGUGAAAGUAGCAGAAAUUACAGAGCUAAUACAGAAAGCUUUGGAAAAUGACCAAAAAGUUAGGAAAGAAGGUGGAAAGUUUGGUUUUGCAGAGUCUAUAGCAAAUCAAAGAAUCACAGCAUUUAAAAUGGAAAAGGCCACUAUUGAUACUUCGGAUGUAGAAGAAAAAGCAGAAGAAAUCAUUGCUGAAGCAGAACCUCCUUCAGAAGUUGUUUCUAAACCUGUGCUAUGGACUCCUGGAACUGCCCAAAUUGGAGAAGGAGUAGAAAACUCCUGGGGUGAUCUUGAAGACUCUGAGAAGGAAGAUGAUGAUGAAGGUGGCAGUGAUGAAGCUAUCCUUCUUGAUAGUAUAAAGAUGGACACUGGAAUAGAAGUCUCUGAUAUUGGAAGCCAAGAUGCUCCCAUAAUACUCUCAGAUAGUGAAGAAGAAGAAAUGAUCAUUUUAGAACCAGACAAGAAUCCAAAGAAAAUAAGAACACAGACCACCAGUGUAAAACAGGAGAAAGCACCAAAUAAAAAGCCAGUGAAAAGAAGAAAAAAGAAGAGAGCUGCCAAUUAAAGCUAACAGUUGUAUAUUUGUAUAUAACUAUUAAAAGGAUAUUUAUUCCAUUCUAACAAUCCUGGGGAUUUUUUAUUCACAAAUCCAUUGUAAAAUCCAGCAGGAUUUUUUAAAAUGGUUUUUUUGUUUUUAAUGGUAUGCUUUGAAAUAAACCUUCUGGAGCA